Messenger RNA from Brassica oleracea var. oleracea, 1517 nucleotides. RefSeq names its product signal peptide peptidase-like 1. The record is from RefSeq and is a predicted model, not a curated record. Gene Ontology annotation, molecular function: aspartic endopeptidase activity, intramembrane cleaving. The coding region runs from base 264 to 1373 and encodes 369 amino acids. NCBI's taxonomy places the organism in Eukaryota, Viridiplantae, Streptophyta, Magnoliopsida, Brassicales, Brassicaceae. Gene Ontology annotation, biological process: membrane protein proteolysis. Gene Ontology annotation, cellular component: Golgi-associated vesicle membrane; cytoplasmic side of endoplasmic reticulum membrane; lumenal side of endoplasmic reticulum membrane. The transcript has 4 exons.
UGCUAAUACAUUUGUUAAACUGAUACACUGUAAACCUCUUCUCACACGCGUCUGAGACCUUUAGAUCCCCAUUGAAGCCUCUCUGCAAGGGAUCCAACAACGCGUUUAGGGUUUCUCAGGUGGAGAAGAGUCUCUCUCCUUCGCAUUCUCUCAUCUCUACCUCCCUCUCGAUCUAAUCUCGCUCGUUGUUCUUAUCUGUUGGAAAGCUAUCUCAAGUUCGAGUCUUUGGGGUUAUAUAAUCAAAAGGAACUCUCUUUCUGAUCAUGGACACUCUUAUGUAUCUCCUAGAACCUGCUCCAGCCACUCUCAUCUUGACAGCUGUCUCCGUGACGUUUGCAUCUGCUUUCCGUGCACUUAACUACGCCAAAGAGAUGGAGAGGAACCGUGACUUCUCCGAAGCUUCCAUCACGCUAGACACCUCUCAGGCCUUGAUGAUCCCUGUCAUGAGCUCUUGCAGUUUGCUUCUCAUGUUCUAUCUCUUCUCCUCUGUCUCUCAGCUCCUCACCGCCUUCACAGCAGUUGCAUCCGUCUGCUCUCUCUUCUUCUGGCUAUCGCCGUAUGCCUUGUACGUCAAGUCUCAGCUCGGUCUCUCUGAUCCUUUCCUCUCGCGCUGCUGCUCUAAGUCUUUUACAAGGAUGCAAGGGUUGCUGCUGGUGGGUUGUGUGAUGACUGUUGUGGCGUGGCUUGUCUCUGGUCAUUGGGUGCUGAACAAUCUGCUUGGGAUAUCCAUUUGUAUUGCGUUUGUUAGCCAUGUUCGUCUUCCUAAUAUCAAAACGUGCGCUAUGCUUCUUGUGUGUCUCUUUGUGUAUGACAUCUUCUGGGUUUUCUUCUCUGAGAGGUUCUUUGGUGCGAACGUUAUGGUGUCCGUGGCUACUCAGCAAGCGUCUAACCCGGUUCAUACGGUAGCCAACAGUUUGAAUCUUCCUGGACUGGAAAUGAUCACAAAGAAACUGGAGCUGCCGGUGAAGAUAGUGUUUCCAAGGAACCUAUUGGGCGGUGUGGUGCCUGGUGUGAGUGCAUCAGAGUUCAUGAUGCUUGGUCUUGGUGACAUGGCUAUUCCUGCAAUGCUUUUGGCUUUGGUUCUCUGUUUUGACUAUAGGAAAACUAGAGAUGUGGUGAAUCUUUGUGAUCUAAAAUCUUCAAAGGGACAUAAAUACAUAUGGUAUGCUCUUCCUGGGUACGCCAUUGGUUUGGUCUCGGCUCUAGCUGCAGGUGUAUUGACCCACUCACCUCAGCCAGCUCUACUUUAUCUGGUACCAUCUACAUUAGGACCGGUGAUCUUCAUGUCAUGGCGUAGAAAGGAUCUUGCGGAGCUGUGGGAAGGACCAGCAGUAUCCAAUCCCAUUGAGAAAUCUCAUGAAGUAGAGAUCUGAGUUUAACAUCAAUCAAACAUAGCUCAGAAACAUUAAAACAUUAAAACACAAAGACGUUAAGUAGAGCGAUAUCAGAUCACGUGCUCUUUGUGUUCUCAAGUUAAAAAAAAAAACAGAAGUAUUAUAUCUCAUUUCAUUGCAACA